Messenger RNA from Triplophysa rosa, 3387 nucleotides. RefSeq names its product epiphycan (gene epyc). The coding region runs from base 311 to 2482 and encodes 723 amino acids. The transcript is spliced from 10 exons. The record is from RefSeq and is a predicted model, not a curated record. NCBI's taxonomy places the organism in Eukaryota, Metazoa, Chordata, Actinopteri, Cypriniformes, Nemacheilidae. Gene Ontology annotation, molecular function: protein binding.
GUGUGAGCGUGUAACGCAGUGUGGUAUGGGGUGGGCACUAGUGUAGAUGUGACCAAAACCCAAUCUCUCACUUUUCUCGGUCUCAUUUCUUACCUUCACACACAAGGACAGGUACGGGGGUGCAUGGACACUUACACGUCACACACCUUUAAACACCUCAACGCACGCACCGAUACAGAUACACAGACACACACUUGUGUUCUCACAGCUACCGUGAGUGACCGGUUGCCAUUGGCCAGGCCCACCAACCCUCUGCCUGUCCGAUCUGGAGAACAGGACCAUUUGGGAAAGAAGGAGAAAGAGCAGGACGAUGGUAAUGUUGGUGUGGGGACUUCUUGUUCUGAGUGUGGCGGCAGCCUCUCCCCCCAGAUAUGCCCGGCAAGCAGAACUGGACAACUACGACAGCAACAACUAUGAUGUGGAUCUAGAUCUGAGCGUUGACAACCAAGACGUCUACGACUAUUACAAUGAAGUUGAUGAACCACAGAUUGACACCUUAAAUCCUGAUGAGGACUCUGACCCUUCACAUAGUGCCUAUAUAGAGGAGGAAGAAGAAGAGGUGGUGCAAAAACCAGAGCAACGUUGGACAGUUGAAGAUAGAGAAGACACAGAAGUACCCAUAACGCCUCUUCUCAUCCAAUCAGGGUCUGGGGAGUCAGGAACUCUGAUGGGCCCUAAUGCACAGGGAGAGGAGGAGCUUCGUCUGACGCCCAUUGACAUCCUUCAGAUUUCUGGGGACAUUUCGGGUUCUGGUGAAAUGAACUCUGGAGCCUCUGGGGAUUCACUCAGUGAAAUAGCUUCCGGGUCUGGAGAGAUUUUGGGCUCUGGGGGUUCUAACGCCUCUGGUGACAUUUUGAGUUCUGGGGUCUCUGGGGAUUUUGGCUCUGGAGUUUCUGGGCUUUCUGGUUCGGGCAUAAUAAUGUUCUCAGGUGGAGAGGAGGAGAUCCUAAGAUUUGGAAUCACUCCACAAGAGGCGUCUGGGGAUUUUGGGGAGUCUGGGUUUUCUGGAGAGAUUGAGGGGCCUGUGGUGUUUCAAAAGUCUGGGGCUUCUGGGUUUCCUGAUGUGUCCGGAGAGUCUGGGGCUUCUGGGUUUCCUGAUGUGUCCGGAGAGUCUGGGGCUUCUGGGUUUCCUGAUGUGUCCGGAGAGUCUGGGGCUUCUGGGUUUCCUGAUGUGUCCGGAGAGUCUGGGGCUUCUGGGUUUCCUGAUGUGUCUGGAGAGUCUGGGGCUUCUGGGGUUCCUGAUGUGUCUGGAGAGUCUGGGGCUUCUGGGGUUCCUGAUGUGUCUGGGGCCUCUGGGGUUCCUGACGUUUCUGGACAAUCUGGGACUUCUGGAGUUUGGGAGGUGUCUGGGACCUCUGGUGAACCUGAAUUGUCUGGAGAGUCUGAAGCCUUUGAAAUUAUUGAGAUAUCUAAAGAGCUAUGGACUUCAGAGGUACCAGAGGUGCCUGUGGAGCCUGUGACCUCUGGGUUGCCUGAGGUGUCUGGGGAGCCUGGGACCUCUGGGGUGCCCGGAGAACCUGGUACCUCUGGGAUGCCCGAGGUGUCUGGGACCUCUGGGUUGCCCGAGGUGUCUGGAGAGCCUGUAACUACAGGGGUGCCAGUUGAGCCUGAGCCCUCUGAGGAACCUGGGGAGUCUGGGGAGAUUGAGGUCCCUGAGGAGCCCGUGGAAACUGGAGAGCCUGACAGCCCAGAGGACCCUGUGGUGACUGAAUCCCCAGAAGUCACAACAGAAAUAUUCUUUCCUGAACUAGAGGAAGAGGAGGAGAUACUCCUAACAACCCCGACCACUCCCCAGGAGGGGGCUGGGGGUGAAAUAGGGUCAGGGUUACCUGAAAUUGACCCAUACAUACCAGGUAUGUCUACCUGUGUGCUGUGUAUCUGUCUGGUUGGAUCCGUGUACUGUGAUGACCUCAGGCUGGACCGUGUUCCACCCCUUCCCAAAGAAACCACUCAUUUCUAUGCCCGCUACAAUAAAAUUGCCAAGAUUAGCAAGUCUGACUUCACCAACCUGAACAAGUUAAAGAAAAUUGAUCUGACAAGCAAUGCCAUUUCCAAGAUUGACGACGAUGCUUUCUUUGGCCUUCCUGCUUUGGAUGAGGUGAUAUUAAGAGAGAACAAUAUCAGACAACUUCCUGCUCUGCCACCCUCUAUGACCCUUAUUGAUGCUUGCCACAACCAGCUGAGCAGCACUGGCAUCCAUAGAGAAGCUUUUAAGGACAUGCCAGGGCUACUUUACCUCUACUUGACAGACAACAACAUUGACCAUAUCCCAGUUCCUUUGCCCCACAGUCUGCGCUCCUUGCACCUGCAGAAUAACAAUGUCCAGAUGAUGCACGAUGACACUUUCUGCAAUCCACAUGAUUUAAACUACAUCCGCAAUGCCCUGGAGGACGUUCGCCUGGACGGUAAUCCCGUCAACCUCAGCAGAACCCCACAAGCCUUCAUAUGUUUGCCACGUAUACCUGUUGGUAACCUUAUUUAAAAUGAAACACACUCAAACGCACACAUGCAAAACUCACACGUAUGCACAUGCAUCAAAACUCCUCUGUGAGAACUUGUUUUUAAACGUUGGGCUCGUGCAAACACUUGGAUAUGAAUGGAUGUCUUUUAAAAGAAGUUGGCAUAAAUGCAUGAACAGACUCACACUUUCACAGGAGAACUGGUGGACACUACUAUCCCUUUGCUGCUUGUAUUUAUACACACAGUAUGAAUACAUAUCACAAUGUAGGAUGUUUGUAAUCGCAUUUGAAUGAAAGACGGAAGGAUUUUGUUCAGUUGAUCGUAUAAAUGUACUCCCUCAUAUCCGAGAGAGACCAUUCACAAUGAAUCUCUCCUAGAAACACAGAAAACCAUGCAUCCAUUUGAAUCAGUCAUUUAUUUAUCAAAUACUAACAAACCUGAAAAAAUGAUGCAAGUAAUUUACAAAGGCAGAUAUCUCAGUUUAAUUUAAUUAACAAAACAAAACAAAAAAACUUAUUUUUGUGUGUGUUGUAGCCUACUUGGUGCCUGUUUGGGGCUGGUUGCAAUAGCCAGGGAGAACGGUUAAAAUUUGUUUUGUAAAAAAUAAUGAAAUAUUGUUAAUAUUCAUAAGGAAUUAAACAAAUGUUUAUGAUAAGAUUAAGGUUUGAAAGGUAAAUUUUGAUCAAUGCAAUAAAACAAAGCAUUCUAACAAUGAAUUUGUUGUAAAGUCUGUACUGUAAUAUAAAAUAUAUAAGCUGUCUUUUUGUUACAAAAACUGCAAUAUUUUAGUGUUUAAUCUAUCAAGUUGUUGUUAUGACCAUGUUUAUGUCCAUAUGGCAUUCGCACACUUAAAAACUGUUGUACUGGCUAAAGGGGUUUGAGAAUGAUUGGGGGGAGGGUGGUAAAUAUUAGCCCAGCUUUGUGUUU